UCCUCACCACGAGCUCUCCCUGACCACAGAGCGAGUAGUGAAGAUCCCCUCGUUUGUCGCUAGCAGACAGAUAGAGGGGUAAAGGCAGCUGGUGCCUACUUCAUAUUUCUUAGUUAAUUUCACUCUGACGACUGAAUAUUUUGCUCUCUCGUCAACAUAAUGUUGACGGACAACCAGCAUUAGAAGUGUUCUCGGCAGACGUUCGAAGACCUCGCAGUAUUCAUUCUUGACGGACCACAUCGCUGCUUGACUCCUUUUUAACAUUCUACAAUUAAAAACCCACGCUUUAAUCUCCUGCAGCUUGCCUUUUUGACUACUCCACGGGCCAGUGGGAACUACAGCGCAUCUUUAGGGUUGGCAGCGAGUUGACUCUAAGUUCUAUUACCAGGAGUUUACAAUGACAGCCACCAAGGAACCGCAGCCGAAUCAGAGACAGAAGCCACCGCCGAAGGAUGAUGAGGAGGACCUUGGUGCUGGAGCUCCAUCGGAGAGGAACUGGAAAGGGAUUGCUAUCGCCCUGCUGGUUAUUCUUGGUGUCUGCUCUCUCAUUACCAUGUCUGUCAUCCUCCUCACUCCAGCGGACAGCCAAGCUGGGAGUGAUACCAAACUCACUGUGGAAGAUCUUUUCAAGCCGGAGUUUGUGGUCCAUGAUCCAGAGGCCAAAUGGAUCAAUGACUCAGAAGUAAUCUACCGGAAUCGUGAUGGCCACGUCAUAAAGUUUAACAUCCUCACCAAUGAGACGGAUAUCGUAUUGACAAACACAACGUUUGUCAAUUUCAAUGUUGCAAAGUAUGCUGUUUCCCCAGACUUGAAAUAUGUGCUCUUUGCUUAUGAUGUUAAACCGGUUUACCGGCAUUCAUACAUGGCCUCAUAUAGCAUUUACAACAUCCACACAAGGGAGGUAUGGGAGCUGGACCCUCCAGAAGUGCUGAACUCUGUUCUGCAGUACGCGGCAUGGGGAGUUCAGGGCCAACAACUGAUCUACAUAUUUGAAAACAAUAUUUACUACCAAUCAGAUGUGAAGAGCAACUCGCUCAGACUGACAUCGUCUGGAAAGGACGGGGUCAUCUUCAAUGGGAUAGCUGACUGGCUGUAUGAGGAGGAGAUUCUUCAAUCCCAUGUGACCCACUGGUGGUCCCCGGAUGGAGAGAGGUUGGCCUUCCUGGUCCUCAAUAAUACAUUGGUUCCCAGUAUGGCCAUUCCUCGCUUCACUGGGGCCUCAUACCCCAAGGGAAGGCAGUACCCUUAUCCUAAAGCAGGCCAACCCAACCCCACAGUGAAGUUGUACAUGGUGAAUCUGUAUGGGCCAACACACACACAGGAGCUGACACCGCCUGAUAGCUUGAAACUAAGGGAGCACUAUGUAACCAUGGUGAAGUGGAUCAGUAAAACCAAGACGACAGUCAGGUGGAUGAACCGUGCUCAGAAUGUGUCCAUCUUGACUGUGUGUGACACCACCACGGGGGCAUGCGUUAAGAGGCAUGAGGAGACCUCAGACCUCUGGCUUUCAAAGCAGAACCAGGAACCCGUAUUCUCCAGGGACGGCAGCAGAUUCUUCCUUACGGUGCCCGUCAAGCAGGGAGGGCGUGGAGAGUUCCAUCACAUUGCCAUGUUCACCACACAGUUCAGAGCAGAUCAAAAUGAAGUUCGCCAUCUAACAUCAGGGAACUGGGAAGUAACUAAGAUUCUGGCCUAUGAUGAGAACAUCGACAUCAUAUAUUUUCUCAGCACUGAAGGCUCACCACGAAGAAGACAGCUUUUCAGUGUGAAGACAGUGGGGUUGUUCCCUCGACGCUGUCUGACAUGUGAGCUUAAUAAGGCCCACUGUCUGUUCUUCAAUGCUGAAAUAAGCCCCAGUAAUCAGAACAUCAUCCUGCACUGUAAAGGUCCCGGAGUGCCCACUGUGAUCUUACACAGCCUCAAUAAUGCCAAUUACUACAUUCUUGAGAACAACUCUUUACUUAAGGCUGCUUUGAAGGUCAAGAGGAUUCAGAUGACAGACUUCAGAUCCAUUCAGAUGGAACAUUUUGAUCUGCCUUUAAAGAUCUCCUACCCACCAGACUUUUCUGAGUCGCGUCACUACGGCCUGCUUUUGGUUGUCGAUGGCUCCCCUGGUGGCCAAGCAGUGAGUGACCGUUUUGUCCUGGACUGGGACUCGGUUCUGGUCAGCUCAGAUAACAUCAUUGUGGCUCGUCUGGACGGCAGGGGGAGUGGUUUCCUAGGCCAGAGGGUUCUACAUGAGGUCCACCAGCGUUUAGGAACAGUGGAGGUUCAGGACCAGGUCGCAGCAGUAGAGUACAUGUUGACAUUCCCAUACAUUGAUCGAACACGAAUAGGAGUAUUUGGGAGGGGUUACGGGGCCUACAUUACCUUAAUGAUGCUCAAAUCAACUGACAGCUUGUUCAAAUGUUCAGUAGCAAUGUCCCCAGUCACAGACUGGAAAUUAUAUGCAUCAGCGUUUUCUGAGAGGUACCUUGGCAUGCCAUUAAGGGACGACAGCAGAUAUCAGUUCUCCAGUGUAUUGCAGAACGUCCAGCCACUGAGGGAACAGAAUCUGAUGCUUGUCCACGGCACAGCAGAUGCCAAUGUUCACUUUCAACACACUGCUGAGCUCAUCAAGAACCUUGUAAAAGUUGGAGCAAACUACACAAUGCAGAUCUAUCCAGAUGAGGGACAUUUCCUUUCCCAGCGAAGCCGGCAGCACCUCUUCGUCUCGCUCACCAGCUUCUACAGGGAGUGUCUCAAGGAAGAGAUCUUACCACUGCCUGAGGAGGAGGAGGAGGAAGAAGAAUAGGACUAGAAUGUGGUGGGGACCUUUGGCAGGAAUUUGGCAGGACUUCACUGUAGGAGUUUGCUGAAGCCCACAUGAAAAAGCUCUGGGUGUUUUGGACCAAGUGUUAGGGCAGCAGUGGACAGUGAGAUUUGCUGAUGCUUUGUGUGUGUGUGUGUGUGUGUGUGUGUGUGUGUGUGUGUGUUUGAGUGCACAUUUGAUUGUUUUUAUUUGUCUGGGAGAGUUUGAUAGUGUUUGUGCGCGUCUGCAUAUGUAUGUAUGCGUGUGCAUGUGUUUGCAGUCAGAGGACCCAUGUUCACCUGUCAAAAACAUCGGACAUUGGGAAUGUCGAAACUACAUGAGGGAACUCCCACGUAUCCAAAAUGGCACUUCAAUCCACCUCUUUGACGAUUCCUCUCUCAGCAAAGCACAUAUUAGACUGCAUCAAUCUCCAGCGGGGACCAUCAGUGUUGCGACAUCCACACCUACAGUGCAUGGUUCUUUUUCCCCUUCCAACUUCACUCGUUUUACCACGUAAGACUUCCUUUGUGGUAGCCGUUGGGAGGAGACACAAACAGAUGAUGUAACCUUUUCAAAUUCACCCCCUCUUAAUUUCCUGGUCACAAGGAGAUAUUCCACUGCUCUUCAGAGACAGAUACUGCUAGCAAUGCAAGUUCACAAUAACUGUGAUGUCAUCCACAAGCGUGAAAUUCCUGCUGAAUACUCUAUCCGUGUCGUCCCCCACUAGACAGAGGAUUCCUUUGGGGCACAAAAAAAGUUAUAAUGUAGACAUGUCCAAUGCCUUAUGAAGUACUGCAUAAGACUGUAAACACUGUCUGACAUUCAUAGCCAUUCAGUUUUAGCAGCUUCACAACAACCUGUGUCAGCCCAGUUCUUUGAGUGACGUAGUAUAGUGUCAGAGUUCAUUAAUAUCAGUUCUAAUGUCAGAACAGAAAGCCAGUUACACUUUCCCUGAGUAGUGAGUCAAAAAGGCUGUGUAAGGACAUUAUGUAGAGCUAAGUAAGGUAUUUGCAUGUCUACAAGAGACAACUAAAGUUUUGUCGCAUUUUGUACAGUUCAAUACAGCAGAGUGUGUACAUACAUAUAUUUUUGAGAUAUGUCAGAUCUCAUGAAUAGGUAAGUCUGUGGAAUGGAAUGAUUUGACCUAUAUGUCUUGUACAUUUUCUGGUUUUAUUUCAUUUCAGUCAAUUUUUCUUCUUAGGAUGGAUUUUGUAACUCUUGUUCUUGUUCAUUUUGUUGUUUUUAGGGGGGGUUGGUGAGGAUAGGGUGUUGGGUUAUUUUGAUUGUCCACCAGGGAUGAUUAUGAAUAAAAAACACUAAAAUACUAAUAUAUUCCGGAGCACACUCCACCCAAGAUCUGUUAAAGUGAUGCUGUCUAGCAUUUGUAUAAUUUUAGCCAGUUGUUUUCAUAGUGGUCACCAGCCAAAACGGGUCCCCACAAAUUGUGCACAAUUGCAUACAACUUCAUCCAUUUUGUAUUAUAUGUUACGUCCUCCAAAAGGUAUUUCGUUUUUUUUCAUGCAAUUUGGAUUAUAUAUACCAAAUUUAAAUGUGUAUAAUACCAAUCUGGAAGUGCAGAUCAAUCUCUCUGACCGUUACUGGACAUGACUGGUCCUAGAGAGCUUCUGAAAAUAGGCAUUUGUUCCAAACUAGCUCAAACAUAUGUAAAUGAGUUGUGGUGUCUAUAAUUUGGUUCUUCUAUACUUUUUAGGACAAAAGUCUGACAGGUUGUUUUAGGACAAAAGUCUGACAGGUUUAGACAUUAUGCCACUCCUCAUGAGUGCUAAUUCCAGUGCUGCCAUAGCUGGGUCAGCCUGAUAGCAGCCCCUCGUCACGCCUGAACAGCCUCUGUUAUCAGUGCACACCUGCUGAUCAGAGUCCUGUGUAGCUCAGUUGAUAGAGCACGACACUUGCAAUGCCAGGCUUUUGGGUUUGAUUCCCACCAGGGGCCAGCAUGAAAAUGUAUGCACUCACUAAUGUAGGUCUCUCUGGAUAAAUCUGUUAAAUGACUAAAACGUGAUGUAAAACAUGUACUGAUAUUCAGGAGAGGGCUGGCUUCACAGGCUCACGGCACCCGGUCUUCAAAUGGAAGGCCUAUAUAAGGCAAAGCAGCUAGCGACGUACUGCUCUGUGUCAGUGGUCAUGGGCAACCUCCAAAAUUGAAGGUGUUGUCUGUACCCCUAGGUGUCCUUACAUACAGAGACUGUAAAAGUAUUUGAAGUCCUUUUUGAAUUGUAAAUUUGAUUUGUGGGCUCAAAUAAAGUAUUUAAAUUUGUGUGUGAGAGCAAGUGACACCAACUGGUGGUAGUCUCCUAAAUAGAUGAUAAAAGACUAAAAGAAAAUAUUUAAUUAAAUAGGAGACAGAUGUACAGAAAACACUUUGUUUGCACACACUUUAGGCACACACACCGAAGUAGCAAUAAUGAACUAGUAGUAGUGUAAAUGGUUUCUGUAAAUGAAGACUGAGAUUCCAAGCGUGAGUUGAAUGUGUAGUAGUGUUAAAAGAAGGUUAAUGAAUAGUCACAGCAAGUGAUUCCACACGAAACCGAGUCCCAAAAUAAAACUAUUUGUUGAAUUUAAUACAUAAAAUUGUCCUUUGGAUAUACAAAAUGUCAACUUCUAGUUCAGUUUAUUAACCACAAGCACAGGAUCGCAGAUGUAUUUACAUGUACAGUGAGAAUCUUGUGCCACGUCUCCAAACAAUACAGUAAAAAAAAAACAUAAUUAUAGUGCCAAGGAAAGUGGGCUGCAAAAAGAGCAUAAUCAUUAAAAAUAAUCUAAUUCUGAAAAGUCUAUGACUGGAUAUACUGUACAAACUGGUAACAGAGUAAUGGAAGGAAUGCACAUGACUACAUUGAUCAACAGUGUUUUAUUAUCUGUUCAUAAUCACAAGGUUAUGCAGAGCUGGUUGGGUUAAUGGGGGAUGGGGAGUGGUAUUGUCCGUGGGGUUCGCUGAAGAAACGUUUGCACAGUCUGACUCUUCUGAACAGAAUACUCCGUUACUGGCCACAUGUGGUGGAUCUGAGUUGUCGGAACUGUUCCUGGCCAGGGUGUCAGGCAUCUUUUCUGUGACACCUGGUGCUGUAGGUGCCCUGCAUCAUUCUUUGCAAAGCCUUGCGGUCAGCCUCCUUUGAGUUGUCGUACCAGACUGUAAUGCAACACGUCAAUUACAUUUUUGACAUAUCAAAAAGCAUAAUGCAAAACAUUUUGAAUGAAAUGUUGGCUUUACACGAGCCAUCUUUAAGACUGAAGUUGGUGUCAUUUGAAGCUUUACUGGUUGUUCUGCAAUACAAGUAUUUUUAUUGCAAUAACAUUUGUUUUAAAAUAACUAAAAUAUUGAUGAACAGUGUUGAAAUUGAUAAAUGUUUUAACAUAUUUAAUAUAAUAUACUCCACAGUCAUAUCAGAGUUGGAUCUCUGCUACUUUAAGAGUUACCGUUAAACUUGUAAGCAUUAAAAACAGAGUGAAAAGCAAUAGACAUUUUGGAGAAUGAUCUUAAAACCCAUGAUUUUAGCAGUGCUUUGACUUAGAAAACUAGUAUCCAUUUAUUUGAUUCUGUCUAAAUGACCUACAGUGAGGAGAACAAGUAUUUUAAUACACAAGUAUUUUAAUACACUAUUGUCCUGUAGCCCAUCCCAGCCUUGUGCAGGUCUACAAAUUUAUCCCUGAUUUCCUUACAUAGCUCUUUG
Esox lucius (northern pike) is the source of this 6480-nucleotide messenger RNA. Its product is annotated as inactive dipeptidyl peptidase 10. The coding region runs from base 398 to 2794 and encodes 798 amino acids. Gene Ontology annotation, molecular function: serine-type peptidase activity; dipeptidyl-peptidase activity. Gene Ontology annotation, biological process: proteolysis. The transcript has 26 exons. Lineage: Eukaryota; Metazoa; Chordata; Actinopteri; Esociformes; Esocidae. The record is from RefSeq and is a predicted model, not a curated record.